Selaginella moellendorffii is the source of this 2995-nucleotide messenger RNA. RefSeq names its product J domain-containing protein required for chloroplast accumulation response 1. Gene Ontology annotation, biological process: clathrin-dependent endocytosis; clathrin coat disassembly. Bases 70 to 2802 code for a protein of 910 amino acids. The transcript is spliced from 8 exons. The record is from RefSeq and is a predicted model, not a curated record. Gene Ontology annotation, molecular function: clathrin binding. Gene Ontology annotation, cellular component: vesicle; cytoplasm; intracellular membrane-bounded organelle. NCBI's taxonomy places the organism in Eukaryota, Viridiplantae, Streptophyta, Lycopodiopsida, Selaginellales, Selaginellaceae.
UCUCCCAAUGGCUGUGUAAACUUCUGUCUCGAGUCCAUUAUUUUUGUUUGCGCUCGUUGUGUGGUGGCGAUGGAGGAAGCUCCAGCUAUGGCGAUCAGGCGAUCGGACAAGGCGGUGCCGCUGCCUCCGCAGUCCGGAUCGUCCAGGCGGCGGCGCGCUCCUGGCGGCGCUGCUUGGCCUGCAUUCCCGGGAGAAGGAGGAUUAGGGAUAGGUUGCGGCAAGCGCAGCCCUGCGCCAUCGCCAGCAGCGGCGGCGGCGAGUGGUAAUAUCGCCGAUGGCUCGUCUUGUCGAAGUCCCUUCUCUUCGUCGUCCCGAGUAGCAUCUUUUGGAUCGGGAGCUGCCAUGGCUGGAGCUGGAAUCAGGAGGAACAGCAGCGAUUUGGCAGGGGAUAGGGUUAGCAGUGGAUGCGGCGGCAUCAAAUCUCCAGGAAUUGGGAAGAAGAAUAUCUCUUCCUCUUCUUCCUCUUGCUGCGAUUCGUGCCGUCCUUGUUCUUCUUCCUCGCAUCAACACGGCACCAAAGGUAGCGGCAGGAUAGAAUACAGCGAUGUCUUUGGAGGGCCGCCAAAGUACCUCGCAUCGGCUCCCACUGGCAGGAAUGCGGCCAUUCCAGACUAUGAUGACAUCUUCCAGGGAGGAUCCAAACGAAGCAGUAGCAGCAGCAGCAGCAGCACGUCCUUCUCUUUCCAGCAGCAAUCCUCCAAGACGAAAUCCCGCACCACGGAAUUGCCAGUCUUCGAUCUGCCCGUUCCGGAGCGUGACACUGGCGAGGUGUUUAAAGGCUCGAGCGAGGAGCUGCCCAAGGUCCCUGUAGCAGCUGCUUCUCCUCCUCCCGCGGAAGAGAUCGUUUACGACGACGUGUUUGGGGGUCCUCUCACAGGUCCAAGGACGAAACUCUUGAAGGAUUUGCUGCGGUGCUCUGGAUUCGCGGAAGCCAAGAGAAAGCCGGGGGUCAAAACCAAGCUUUCUUCUCAAUCCGACUCCAGCCCGGUCUCGUCCAUCCACUCGAUGUGCCGCGAGCCCCACGGGAACCCAAUCUUCGAGUAUGAAUCAGAGGUAUAUGGAGAUGCCAAACACUUUAACAGUCCACACAAAAGCUCGCUGGGGUCCGUUGAUAAGUCCCCUCAGCAGACAUUUGUGGGUUUGGAAUCCAAUCGUAAGCAGCCUGCCGUAACCAGUGUCUCGGCCACGUCCUCUCCUUUCACAGAGCAAUUUGACGACUCAACAGUGCACUCGUACAGCACGAGGGCCUCCAAAGGUGCGAAAGACCCGGUCGGUGUGCCCAGCUACGAGAAAGUGUACAAGAAUGUUUCGAAAGUGCCCGCUGCCGGAGAUGCUGUGCCCAAGAUGAAAACUUUCGGACGUGAAGUCGACUUGGAAGUUGCCAGCUCCAGUAGCAGUGAGUCUUCCGAGCAGGAGUACCUCAGAAAGGCUUCCACUGCGACGAGGCACACGUAUAAAACUAAUCGAAAACACCGCAGCAGCAAGACAUCAUCGCACAGGAGAUCUUCUAGAACGCGGCGAGAGGCCAGCCAUGUUCCAGGACAGACGUCAGCUUCGAAUGGUCAGAAGAGUUUUGGAAGCGCGCAAGCAACGAGCAGUCCUUUCUGCGAUUCUUCCGCGGCCGAGCAAGACUUCGAUUAUGAGGUUGAGCUGUCAACGGACCCUUCGAUCAAGUGCUUUCCGAGGAAAGCAGCCGACAGCUUCACUUAUGAUGACGGAUUCAGCAAAAAAGAGAAACAGGUGAAUUUCGUUACAGUCAAUCACGUACAGUUGACGACAGAGCCGACUGUUCUACCACCGGCGAGACCCGCGCCAUCUAAGAACGUCGACUUCCUCAGCGAGAAGGAUAUGUCUGACUUCUUGGAAACCGAUGCGUUUAUGGAGUAUUCUAUCAAGGACCUGGAUGGGCUGGUCGCUGAGGAGUAUGUAGUUUCUCAGGGAUCAGUAUCUGAGUCAAGCCCGUCCGUUUCAAACUCGAUCAAGACAUCUCCGUCGGGGCGGUCUUACGAAGAUGAAGACUCCGAUCAUUGUUACGCCAAAGAUGCUGUUAGUCCGGAUCCGGACCCCGAGCCCAAACCGGAGAGAGGGGGAUGUGCAGCGGAGCAAAAAGCUGAAGUUCAGAAAAUAGCAAAAGAUAGUGGCGACCAUGAACAGAUGGCUGUGGAACAGUCAUCUGGUGGAAGUGAGGAGAAGAAACUGGGAACUGGCGCUUUGAAUGUCGGAAGCAGCAAGUCGAGCCUGGAGGAAACAUCAAGCUCCUCAUUGAGUGCCGAAGAACAACCAAAGUGUGUAUCGUCAGGAUCAUCACCAGCAAAUGUAUCGGACGACUUGUCAUCUCUUUGUGGGACAGAGUUCGAGGUGAUUGACGGAGAACAUCCCGAACGCAGGAAGUCUAGAUUGGAACGUCAUCAGCGGGCUGUAGAAAGAGUGGCCAAGGCAUUGGCUGAGAAAAACAACAGAGAUCUGGAGCUUGAGAGGGUUCAAGAAGAGAAACAGAGAGUUGCAGAGCUUCUGAACGACGUCAUUAAAAGAUGGGCCGCUGGCAAACAAGGCAACCUCAGAGCACUUCUUUCAACCCUCCAAUACAUUUUGUGGCCCGAGUGUGGAUGGCAACCAAUAUCAUUGAUCGACAUUAUAGAACCGGCAUCUGUAAGGAAGGCGUACAAGAAGGCUACCUUGUAUGUCCACCCGGACAAGCUUCAGCAAAAGAAUGCCUCGACGGAGCACAAGUACAUCGCAGAGAAAGUAUUCGAUCUCUUACAGGAGGCUUGGACAACUUUCAACCUGGAACAGGCGUUCUAGCUCGCUCGCGUGUGAUCCUUCCUGAUUUAGAGCCCGAGGAGCCGGGGUCAUGGUUCUUAUAACAUGUUAGAAUGUUUUUUUGGGAGAAUUGUAAGAUAUGGAGGUGCCAAAACAUCAAACGAGACGAUAGUGGCACCGGUAAAGCGUGUACAAUGCAUAUGAGCAAUAAAAAGAGUAUCCAGUGAAACGUCAA